AUGAACAGUAGUAAAAGACGUCAAUAUGAAACGAAGAAUACAGAGGAUAGAAGUUUACAGUCGGUUCCAGCACCACCAACACCCUGUUCUGAAGACAAUUUUCAAAUUAGAAGUAUUCCACUCUCAACUCGUGACACUAAAGUAAAUGAUUUUGAUUCCACCGCGAUCUAUAAUCGAUCCGUUCAAGGCACUGGUAUGCCUUUCUCAUUCGAAGUUCAAGGAAUCGGGCUAUCUCGACCUGGUAGUGCAAUAAAAACAAACGAGCCGAUAAAAAGUCCUAUGAUUGGAAAUAUGAAACGUAUACGUUAUAUGACGAGAGAAGCAAAAGUGCGUGCAAAUGCAAAAGAACAACAAAAGUUAAUACCUGUCAAAGCGCUUUGGCAGUCUAAGCAAUGGAAACAUGUUCAAUCGAAAGUAAAACAAACUUUAAAGGAUCAAGAAAAAUCUGCUCCUCGUCCUCAAUCAGCACAUUAUCUGAAAGCCCACGAAAAUACUGGUCUACAGUUUAGGCGUCCACAAUCUGCUUCCACUUCUAGACAAAAUUCGGUUGCAUCUCCAAUUGACACCGUAAUAUCCUGUCAGAAAAUUGAUCACUCCAUACUCUCGAUAUUGAAUACUUAUCAUGUGUAA
Molecule: messenger RNA, 630 nt
Organism: Didymodactylos carnosus
Lineage: Eukaryota; Metazoa; Rotifera; Eurotatoria; Philodinida; Philodinidae
Source: the annotation of a GenBank genome assembly